AUGGAAAAUCAACAGGCUGGAUCGCUUACCUGGCGGCUCAGCAGCCAUCCCAUCACUUUGUUAUGCUUCCUAGGCUUCCGAAUCUCAAGCCUAUUCGUCUAUCUCUUCGGUCUCUUCUUCACUGACAACUUUGUUCUCAUGUUCAUCAUCACCGUCCUCCUCCUUGCCGCCGAUUUCUACUACUCGAAAAAUAUAGCAGGCAGAAGACUCGUCGGCCUACGGUGGUGGAACGAAGUGGAUCCACAAACAGGAGAUUCACAUUGGGUAUUUGAGUCGGCGGACCCGGAGGCGCGGUCCGUGAACGCGACGGACAAACGAUUCUUCUGGCUGGCGUUAUACGUUCAGCCCGUGUUAUGGGUGGCGUUUGCGAUUAUUGCAUGCGUCAAGCUGGAGUUCAUUUCCUUGAGCUUGGUCGUUAUUGCACUCAUCCUGACGAUCACGAAUACCCUUGCAUUCUCACGAUGCGAUAAGUUCUCACAAGCGACGAAUUUUGCGUCGACCGCUAUGUACUCAAGCGGCCUCGCGAGGAAUAUUGCCGGUGGCGUGUUUAGUCGGAUGUUCAGGGGGUAG
Eremomyces bilateralis CBS 781.70 is the source of this 570-nucleotide messenger RNA. RefSeq names its product golgi apparatus membrane protein-like protein tvp23. The coding region runs from base 1 to 570 and encodes 189 amino acids. Lineage: Eukaryota; Fungi; Ascomycota; Dothideomycetes; Eremomycetales; Eremomycetaceae. Gene Ontology annotation, cellular component: Golgi membrane. The record is from RefSeq and is a predicted model, not a curated record. The transcript has 4 exons. Gene Ontology annotation, biological process: vesicle-mediated transport; protein secretion.